AAUGCAUCUUGUAUUUUCUUUUAUUUUGGUAGUUCUGGUUGUCGGAGCUAUGAUUGAAUCUUUUCAAGUAUCUCGUUUUACAUCUUUGCUGUACAGGAAAUUCAUCGAAAUCGAUAAAUUGUGUUCUGCUGAUUUACCUCUAGAGACCAAAAUGAAGAUGCUGAACUUUAUGAAAAGGUACGGUAAAACUCCAUUUGGAAUAAGCAUCGGUGGAUUCUUUUAUGUUAAGAAAAACUUCUUUAUUCGAGUUCUCAGUGCUGUAUAUUCAUCGCUGUCUGUUUUGACGGAACUUUUAGUUGCAAAGAAACCACCUUCUUGUAAAGUUGAAAUUAGAGAUUUGAUUCAAUAAAGCUAUUGAAUUAAAUUUCUCCAUAGGCUGUUCGAAUAACAGUAGACUUACUACAAGGAAAUGAGGUAUUUUUGUGUUAGAAAAAAGAAAUCGAUUGCCAACUUAUCAGAAAAAUUUGAAAUCUGAAAAAGUCAAAGCAAAUAUUUCUUAGAAACUUUAAGAUUUGACUGUCGACUAUUUUGUAAAAAGUUACUAUAUCCAUUCGACAAUAAAUUUAUG
Centruroides sculpturatus (bark scorpion) is the source of this 568-nucleotide messenger RNA. RefSeq lists its product as uncharacterized. NCBI's taxonomy places the organism in Eukaryota, Metazoa, Arthropoda, Arachnida, Scorpiones, Buthidae. The record is from RefSeq and is a predicted model, not a curated record. The coding region runs from base 2 to 349 and encodes 115 amino acids. The transcript is spliced from 4 exons.